Molecule: messenger RNA, 573 nt
Organism: Gymnodraco acuticeps
Lineage: Eukaryota; Metazoa; Chordata; Actinopteri; Perciformes; Bathydraconidae
Gene: gdap2
Product: ganglioside induced differentiation associated protein 2
Source: RefSeq, a predicted model, not a curated record
GCUGCAGCAAGCACCUAGCAUACAGGCUAAAUGUUGAAAACUGGUAAAUUGGCACUUUUUAAACCUACUGUUUGGACAAUUCUUUCCCUAACUCUGCUCGCUAGUAUGAGGACACUCUGGAAAGACACUCGUUCUUGAGUUUACAAAUAGUCGUGUCAAGAUUUAUGUGUUAUUUAUUUAUUUUUUGGCGUGUACAUCCCAGCUGCCUGGAGGAAAUACAAGAGUCGAGCCCGUAGGUCCGCAGAGGGAUGGAUCCUCUGGGCGCUCGCUCCCAGUUCGUGGACCACCAGUCUCUCCCCACCUGGCAGCAGCAGCUGGAGGGGGGGGGUGGAGAGGCGGCGCCGCUGGACCCGAAUGACAGCCUGCUGAGCCUGGAGUCCUUCCCCUCGCCCUUCCCCUUCAGACCCCACAUCAACCGCAAGGUCAUCCUGUUCUGUGGUGAUAUCGGCCUGCUGAACUGCACGGCCAUCGUGAACACCAGCAACGAGUUUCUAAACGAUAAAAACCCGGUGUCCGACAGCAUCCAUCGGCUGGCAGGAGCCGAGCUGAGAGACGAGCUGCUCAAACUCAAAG